GGACUAUAAGACUGGUGCUGGAGUGAGCUAAGACAUCCCAGUCUUAUUCAUAGCCAUGUCGUCCGAAGAUAUCAUCACCGCGUACAAGAACAUUGCUGUGCCGUCCAAGCAGGAGCAGAAUCUGCCGGGUCUGGACAAGGAUAUCGAACCCGGAAUCGAAUAUACGAAACAAGAGAUCUGGGACGACGAAGGCCGACCGAGCCUGCGCGAAUAUGUCGGAUCUGGUAAGCUGAAAGGCAAAACCGCGAUCGUCACCGGGGCCGACAGCGGUAUCGGGCGCUCUGCCGUCAUUCUCUUCGCCCGCGAGGGUGCGCGGGGAAUCACGAUUGCACACUUGCCCGAGGAAAAAGAGGACGCCGAAUCCGCGAAGAUCGACCUCGAGAAGGAGGGCGCGAAGUGUCUGCUUGUGCCGUGCAACCUGAUGGAAGAAGCGGAUUGCAAGGCUGUGGUGGACGCUCACGUCAGGGUCUUUGGGACCUUGAACAUCUUGGUGAACAACGCGUCGAAGCAGAUCUUGACCAAGAAUUUCGAGGAAAUCGACCUUGAGAAGGUGAAGAGCACUUUCAACUCCAACAUCCUCCAAAUGUUCGCCGUCACCAAAUACGCGCUCCCGCACAUGAAGCGCGGUAGCAGCAUCAUUAAUACGACCUCCGUCACCGCGUACAAAGGCUCCGCAUCCCUCGUCGACUACUCCUCCACCAAGGGCGCGAUCGUCACCUUCACGCGCUCGCUCGCCGUGCAGCUCGCGCCCAAGGGCAUUAGGGUGAACGCGAUCGCGCCGGGGCCCGUUGUCACGGCGCUGCAGGCGGCGAGCAGGGACGCGGAGGACAUGGAGGGCCUCGGUGUGGGCUUGCCGUUGCAUAAUCGCGCGGCGCAGCCGGCGGAAUUGGGUCCUGCAUAUGUAUUCCUUGCGAGCUCGGACUCGAAUGCGAUGACGGGCGCAGUGCUACAUAUCAACAGCGGUCAGCAUAUUGGAGGUUCGUGA
Messenger RNA from Gloeophyllum trabeum ATCC 11539, 985 nucleotides. RefSeq names its product oxidoreductase. Gene Ontology annotation, molecular function: oxidoreductase activity. NCBI's taxonomy places the organism in Eukaryota, Fungi, Basidiomycota, Agaricomycetes, Gloeophyllales, Gloeophyllaceae. Bases 56 to 985 code for a protein of 309 amino acids. The transcript has 4 exons. The record is from RefSeq and is a predicted model, not a curated record.